This is a messenger RNA of Erinaceus europaeus (western European hedgehog), 2271 nucleotides long. RefSeq names its product mitogen-activated protein kinase kinase kinase 3 (gene MAP3K3). Gene Ontology annotation, molecular function: protein binding; ATP binding; protein kinase activity. NCBI's taxonomy places the organism in Eukaryota, Metazoa, Chordata, Mammalia, Eulipotyphla, Erinaceidae. The transcript is spliced from 17 exons. Bases 377 to 2257 code for a protein of 626 amino acids. The record is from RefSeq and is a predicted model, not a curated record. Gene Ontology annotation, biological process: protein phosphorylation.
GCUGCGCGGCCAGCGGUUUGUUUUUCGGAGCGUUCCUGAGGUGGAGAGCGGUGGGGCGCGCGCGUGGCCGUGGGCUGCGGGGCCGCGGGGCCGCGGGGCUGAGGCGCGGGGGCGCGGAGGCGCUGGCUGGCGGGCGGGCCUCGCGGCCUGGCCUCGGGCGCCGGCGAUGUAGCGGCCGCCCGGCUCAUGCCACAGCGCGCGGCCGCGGGCGGAGCCGGAGCCGGAGCCGGAGCCCGAGCCCGAGCCCAGGGCGGCGGCGGGGCCCCGAGCAGAGCCAGGCCCGCCCCGUCCCCGCCGCCCGGGCCCCCGGCAUGCUGCCGCCGCUGACCAGCUGACCUCGGGCUCGCGCCGCGCCGCCGCCGCCGCCGCCGCCGCCAUGGAUGAGCAGCAGGCCCUGGACUCAAUCAUGAAGGACCUGGUGGCCCUCCAGAUGAGCCGAAGGACCCGGAUGUCUGGAUAUGAGACCGUGAAGAGCAAAGACACGGCUCACCCAAACAGGCAGAGUGACGUCCGAAUCAAGUUUGAGCACAACGGGGAGAGGCGAAUUAUAGCAUUUGGCCGACCUGUGAGGUAUGAAGAUGUGGAACUUAAGGUGACAACGGUAUUUGGGCAGCCCCUUGAUCUGCACUACAUGAACAAUGAGCUCUCCAUCCUGCUGAAGAACCAAGGUGAUCUUGACCAAGCGGUCGGCAUUCUGGACAGAAGCUCCAGCAUGAAGAGCCUGCGAAUACUGCUACUGCCCCAGGACAGGAGCCAGCCCAGUUCCUCUCCCCACUCUGGGGUGGCCCGGCAGGUGAGGAUCAAAGCCUCCCACUCAGCAGGAGAUGUAAACACCGUCUACCAGCCCCCUGAGCCCAGAAGCAGGCAUCUCUCUGUCAGCUCCCAGAACCCUGGCCGAAGCUCACCUCCACCUGGGUAUGUACCUGAGAGGCAGCAGCGGAUUGCCCGGCAGGGAUCCUACACCAGCAUCAACAGCGAGGGCGAGUUCAUUCCAGAGACCAGUGAGCAGUGUAUGCUGGAUCCUCUGAGCAGUGCUGAGAACUCCUUGUCAGGAAGCUGUCAGUCCUUGGACAGGUCAGCUGACAGCCCCUCCUCCCGGAAGUCUCGAAUGUCCAGAGCCCAGAGCUUCCCAGAUAACAGACAGGAGUUCUCAGAUCGGGACACUCAGCUCUAUGACAAAGGGGUCAAAGGUGGCACCUACCCCCGGCGCUACCAUGUGUCUGUACACCACAAGGACUACAGUGAUGGCCGAAGAACAUUUCCCCGGAUACGGCGUCAUCAGGGCAACCUGUUCACUCUGGUGCCCUCCAGUCGCUCGUUGAGCACGAAUGGUGAGAACGUGGGCCUAGCGGUGCAGUACCUGGAUGCCCGAGGACGCCUGCGGAGUGCGGACAGCGACAACGCCCUCUCUGUGCAGGAGAGGACUGUGCCGACCAAGUCCCCGAGUGCCCCCAUCAACUGGCGCCGUGGCAAGCUCCUGGGCCAGGGGGCCUUUGGCAGGGUCUAUUUGUGCUAUGAUGUGGACACGGGACGCGAACUCGCUUCCAAGCAGGUCCAGUUUGACCCAGACAGUCCUGAAACAAGCAAGGAGGUGAGUGCUCUGGAGUGUGAGAUCCAGUUGCUGAAGAACCUGCAGCAUGAGCGGAUCGUGCAGUACUACGGCUGUCUGCGGGACCGGGCAGAGAAGACCCUGACCAUCUUCAUGGAGUAUAUGCCAGGGGGCUCAGUGAAGGACCAGCUGAAGGCCUACGGAGCUCUGACAGAAAGUGUGACCCGCAAGUACACGCGGCAGAUCCUGGAGGGCGUGUCCUACCUGCACAGCAACAUGAUCGUGCACCGUGACAUCAAAGGUGCCAACAUCCUGCGAGACUCCGCUGGAAACGUGAAGCUGGGAGACUUCGGGGCCAGCAAGCGGCUGCAGACCAUCUGCAUGUCGGGCACGGGCAUGCGCUCCGUCACGGGCACUCCCUACUGGAUGAGCCCCGAGGUGAUCAGCGGCGAGGGCUACGGAAGGAAGGCAGACGUGUGGAGCCUGGGGUGCACCGUCGUGGAGAUGCUGACGGAGAAGCCGCCGUGGGCAGAGUACGAGGCCAUGGCCGCCAUCUUCAAGAUCGCCACGCAGCCCACCAACCCGCAGCUGCCCUCCCACAUCUCUGAGCACGGCCGGGACUUCCUGCGGCGCAUCUUCGUGGAGGCCCGCCGGAGGCCUUCAGCCGAGGAGCUGCUCACACACCACUUUGCACAGCUCGUGUACUGAGCCGCGCCGCCCCG